AUGGAAACGGAUUCUGAAACGAACAAUGACUUUGGUCCGGUGAGAUGUUCUUCAUCUGAAGAAAUCCUACCUUCGCAUGAAAUUGGAAUAUCGAAGCCCUUCAGAAAUCUUCAACUUGGUAUAUCGCGUAUUUUUCCCACAAUUCCUGCCCUGCAGCGAUCUUUCUCAUCACCACGUGAUUCCACAAUUCACGCUUGGCCUACAUGGCUCAGUAGUCCUUUUGUCAGUGUGGCCAGUUUGAAGGCAUCGCCGUUGGAACGCUUAGAAACUCACCGGGGCGUAGCCACUCUCGGAGCUCUCCCAGCUUGGUGUUGCUGUAAAUCAUCAAACUCGAAGAUGUGGCAGCAAGAUGGAUCCUUCCAUUGGAAAAGAGUCAAAACACGCCGUAGAGGAUUAUCAGAGUUAGUUACCGCUUUUAAUGACCAAAAUGAUAAUCAUUCCAGUGAUAUCUCUCCAAUAAGAUUGUUAGAUAAUACAGUGGGCUGUAGCUGUGUCAAUACCUCCAAGUUACUUGAUCCGAAACCUUCCUCCUGUUGCAGCCCUGUGCUUGGGGGAACAUGCCCCCCACAAGUGCCCCCUAGAAUUAGUCCUAUGACAUCGGAUGCUACUAACAGGAGCACCGUUUUGAAAAAACUCUAUUUUGGCUCACCUUGCCAACCUCCUAAUGACGUCUCCCCUCCAACUAAAGUAGUGGAACAUAAAAAGUCAUUCAGCCUUGACCACAAUCGUUUCAGUGUGAGGAUUUAUCCUGUUGUGCAAAAUGGAAUAAAGAUAAGUGACACACAUUAUUGGCUACUCGACCCCCCUCGGUCGUUUAGUGCUCAGUGCACACCGGCUUUACUGCGACAUCAAAGUGAGCGUGUUCCUCCUCCCUCACUUGCCAGUGGCGAUUCCAGCACUGUUUACCUCAAUAUUCCCACGACAAUGCAUUUUCGUCGUGCUGAAUCGAGUGUUAAUCGGGAAGCGGCGGAUGAAUUACACAUUGAAAUGAUUAAACUGAUAAAGGAGGAGGUUCCCGAGGCAACGCAAGCUGAAUGCCAAGCUGUCUUAAUUGGGUGUGGUUACAAAUAUGAGCACGCUGUGAAACGUUUGAAAUUGGAGUUGUUGUACCGAAGGGGGUACGUAUCACUGUCACGUUGCAAGCGUCUACUUCAUAAAUGCAACUGGGACCUUAGCAAAGCUCGAGAGUACGCGCGCUUAGAAUCCGAGUCAAGUAAGUUAAGACGAAUGUAUUCUACUCACACAUGUUCUUCGCCCUCCUUUGUCAAAGGUCCUCCCCUGUUUUCACUGUAUGCGCCAAACUGUCCACGCUCUUCCGAUUCGUCUUUCACCCACGGUUCAUCCGACUUUGACUCUCAAUUGUCACCUACCUCAAUACCUGACCGAGAACAUUCAUUUCGAACAAAAGAUAUAUAA
Dicrocoelium dendriticum is the source of this 1416-nucleotide messenger RNA. NCBI's taxonomy places the organism in Eukaryota, Metazoa, Platyhelminthes, Trematoda, Plagiorchiida, Dicrocoeliidae. The record is from the annotation of a GenBank genome assembly.